AUGGCUCCUCAGAAAAGUCUGAAGCGGAAAGCUGACAAGCUCGACGACGCUCCUGCGUCUCAGAAGGCCCGAGAGGAUCCAGUUAACCAAGACGACGGUUCAGACUAUUCCGAUUCAUCCUCUUCGGGAGACGACGAAGCCUCUCGUCCGACACUCACACCUGGCUCACCGCUAACGACCUGCUCAACCCCACGGACACCACGCGAGAAGAACUUCCACUGCCACUACCCGAGCUGCGGCAAGUCCUUCACCCGUCCCUCCCGUCUCGAGGAGCACAUCCUAUCACACACGGGGGGCCGUCCCUUCGCCUGCAAGCAAUGCCCCAAGACCUUCGUCCGCAACAACCACCUCAAACGCCACGUCAAGACCUCGCAUACCUCGGAGCGCGACUACAUCUGCCACUGGCCAGGUUGUGGGAAGGGCUUCGCGAGCGGCACCCGCCUCCGACGCCAUGUAGCCACGCAUGAGGCCAAAGAGCAAUACCGCUGCAGGGACUACCCGCCGUGCAAUGCCACCUUCCGCAAGCAUGCCACUCUCCAGAAGCACAUCACGAGCGCCCAUCUGAACCAGAAACCCUUCCCUUGCCCGUUCAUCGACGACGCAACUGGCCAACCCUGCGGGCACGCCUACGACACCGAGAGCGCCCUGCGCGCGCACGAAGGCCGUAUACACGGCGGUAGCCGCUAUGUGUGCACUCUCUGCUCGCCCUCCGCCAUCGGAACGCCCUCCGUCGGAACGCCUUUAACCCCUGUCUCCGCACUCACCGAAACAACAACCACUCCCGUCCCCCGCGUCACCUUCUCCACCUACGCCCUCCUCCAAUCCCACAUCAAAGCCGCCCACCCGCCGCAAUGCCCCCACUGCCCACGCACCUUCGACACGCCCCGCGCCCUGCGCCAACACACCGAGAUCGCGCACGCCACCCCGCUCGAGGCGCGUCAAACACACAUCUGCGACUUCCCCGGCUGCGGGCGCGGCUUCACUAGGGCCGGCAACCUGGACGUGCACAAGAAAACCGUGCACGGCGCGGUCAAGGCGUUCGUGUGCGGGACAACUGACUUGGCCGGGAGCAAAGAUGAAGAGUUGAGGGCGUGGUGGAGUGGGGAGAAGGAAGGGGCGUGUGGGUUUGCACUCGGGACGAAGGCGAAUCUGGAGGAGCAUGUGCGGACGCAGCAUCUAGGCAAGGAAGGGAUGCGGGCGAGGAAGGCGAGGAAGAAAGCCGAGGAGGCUAGUGUCGAUGUGGAAGAGGUGCGCAGGAGGAACCUGAGGAGGAAGAAAGGGUCAGAGACGCUGCGGACGGUUGCGCCGCUUGCUGGGGCGGGGUGGGAAGGAUUGGGGCGGGAUAUCGAUUGCCUCAAGCCCGAAUGCGCGCACAUGUUCAUGCGGGAGUACGAUCUAUGGAAUCACUGUAAGGCGGUGCACCGGAUGUCGGAUGGGGAGAUCGAAGAGGCCAUGGCGGAGAGGGCGGAAAGGGACGCCCUUGCUGGCGGCCCGUUCUGGACCCGCGGCGCUAACGGCCGACACGAGGGCUUUUUCGACCAGGAGGAGUUUGAGGCGAAUGAGGCGCUCGAUCGCGAGGCGGGUAUCAACCCUGGCUUGCCGGGCUUCGAUGUGCACGGUGGUGGUGGUUUCUCCCGACUGUGGAAUCAUGAGGGCGUGCCUGUCGAUCCGGCGCUGUUGGGCGUCGCGCAGCAGGAGGUAGGUGGGCUGGAAGCUGUAAAGGCUUAUUUGCAGCAGGAAUGA
This is a messenger RNA of Coniosporium apollinis CBS 100218, 1743 nucleotides long. RefSeq lists its product as uncharacterized. Lineage: Eukaryota; Fungi; Ascomycota; Dothideomycetes. Gene Ontology annotation, biological process: regulation of transcription by RNA polymerase II. The record is from RefSeq and is a predicted model, not a curated record. Bases 1 to 1743 code for a protein of 580 amino acids. Gene Ontology annotation, molecular function: RNA polymerase II transcription regulatory region sequence-specific DNA binding; DNA-binding transcription factor activity, RNA polymerase II-specific. Gene Ontology annotation, cellular component: nucleus. The transcript has 2 exons.